Molecule: messenger RNA, 4714 nt
Organism: Bursaphelenchus xylophilus (pine wood nematode)
Lineage: Eukaryota; Metazoa; Nematoda; Chromadorea; Rhabditida; Aphelenchoididae
Source: the annotation of a GenBank genome assembly
AUGACAAACCCACUGAUAGUGUCUCUGUUUUUUGCUGUUCUAUUCGGAGAAGUGCUCUCUCAAAGCUCUUCCGCCAAGGUCUUGGAGAACUUGAAGAAACGCUAUCCCGAGCGGCGAUUCGAAAAUAUCAUCGAUGGCGACUUCCGGCGCUACCUGGCCAUAGCACGCGUCAACGGUUCGAGUGCAUAUCACAUCGGCGUUGUUGAGGCGGGACAAAAGUUCAGCGAGAUCGCUGUGGAGGCGGGGAUUGCGGUAGGUUAGAAACGUAUAUGUAGUAUCAGUUUGUCGGUAAAAUAAUGUGGAUUUGUCGAUGAGGGGGAAGUAUUAGUCUGUCGGGAAAAUAAUGUGGACUUAUUCGCUGAGGGAGAAGUAUCCGUCUGUCGGGAAAAUAAUAUGGACUUGUCGCUGACAAGGGAAGUCACUUUUUUCGCAGACGGACUUUGGAACGGGACCUAGUAGGUUUCAAACGUGAAGCUUCUGCGAUCAUAAAACUGAUUUCCAAAAGUGUUUACGGGGCUUCUCGGCCGAGAAAAUCGACCACAAAGUUUAGCCGAAAUGAGCGAAUAGCCUCCUCAAAAGAAACAGCUUAUUUCAUCUGCAGUGGUGGCCGAGUGGUCAGCGCGCUCGCUUUUUGCGCCAGAAGACGUGAGUUCGACUUCGGUCGUCUGCGGAUGCAUUUCUUUUGACAAUUGAAUCAAAUAGAGAGAUGCCGUUAACAUCACAUAUCCUAAUUAUUAGCAAUUUUUAAUAAAACACAAAUUUAGAAAGUAUAUCUUCAUCAACCCAGCCCUGUUUUGACUUUACAAUAUUCAUGAACAUUCAGCUUUGAAUUUAUGUUUAAAUUACUGUAAAAAAUUACAAAAGUGUAUACAUUUUAUGUUUACAUACUAAAUCAAUAUUUACGAACCAAAAAAGAAAAUAAACUGCGCAAAGGAUCGAACCCGCCUCUUCUGGCGCAAAAAGCGAGCGCGCUGACCACUCGGCCACCACUGCAGAUGAAAUAAGCUGUUUCUUUUGAGGAGGCUAUUCGCUCAUUUCGGCUAAACUUUGUGGUCGAUUUUCUCGGCCGAGAAGCCCCGUAAACACUUUUGGAAAUCAGUUUUAUGAUCGCAGACGCUUCACGUUUGAAACCUACUAGGUCCCGUUCCAAAGUCCGUCUGCGAAAAAAGUGACUUCCCUUGUGAGGGAUAAGUAUUAGUUUGUUGGGAAAAUAAUGUGGAAUCGCCUUCAUCGCCGGGCGGUUCACAGCGACGGCUGGCUGGAGAUUUGGUGAGCGAUUGCAAGGAGGCGAGAGAUAUUUUGCUGCUACAAAUCCACAUUAUUUUCCCGACUGACUGAUAUUCGCGAUCCUAGCCCGUCCGGGAAGUCGCUAGAAUGAUUUCCGCGACAUGCGCUUGAUAAAACAAAAGUUCACUUUGCACUGUGCAACUUGUUGUUCGCACCGUGCAAUCGGUUUUUUUAGCUGCGGCUCGCACCCUGACUUUUUCUGCACAGUGCAUGUCGCAAAAAUCACUUCAGCGACUUUGCGAAGGGACCAGUAUCAGUCUGUCGGGAAAAUAAUGUGGAAUUGUCGCUGACGGGGAAAUAUCAGCCUGUCGGGAAAAUAACGUGGAUUUUUCGCUAAACAGUGAUGGACGGUUCCAAGGCGCGACUAGUCCACAUUAUUUUCUCGACAGACUGAUACUUCCCCAUCAGCGUCAAAACCACAUUAUUUUCCCGACAGACUGGAAAUACACACAUUUUCUCUUCAGACCGGCGCAUUUGCCGUCUUCCUCCUACCGCAGAAGAAUGCCGAUGGCAAGUUCACAGAGUUCUUCGAACCGCUGGGAUCCAGGAAGGCCUUACGACGGUUUAACUUGAGGUAAAAAUGAGAUUGCAUUUUAUUUUUUCUCCUUAAAAGCAAUAUUUGGCUCUCGACUGUGUGUAUACUACAUAUAUUUCAGCGGUAACGUUUGCGAUUUCCCAUACAAUUACACGCAGAACGGAUAUCGUCACAUCUAUUCGAUUGGCUCACAUGUGAGAUACGGGGCGAAGGAAGUGGUGAAUGUUGGGGGUCUGAAAUGUGGCGACGUUUUGCAAUCGAAGGACAUCGCAACGCUACCAAAUUCCACCUUAACACCGAGUGUUCAGAGGCUCCUGAAUCGAUGCUGGGUGAGUUCUACUGUAGCAUAGAAAAGACAAAAAUUUGCUGCAAAGAACAACGGUCCGUUAGCUUUAUCUGGGUCCUAGGAUCAUAAAGUAUCCUAGGCUCCGAUCACUGUUGUACAAUUUCAAAUGACUGAUUGAAAUUUGUUUGGUUUAGACUUCAAAAGGAGACGAAACAUGCGUCAGAGACGAAGGUGGUAACGGCACAGUGCUAGUGAACCGCUACCACCCCAUUCUUCAUCUCAACGGAAUCACCGUGUAUUCCCAUUGCUGCCGUAACAAGAUCUGCGGGAAAAUCCCAGAUAGAUGCGCCUACUUUGUGUAUGAUCAAGCCAGCGGGUAAGAAGGAAGAUUUUUUUAUCUACAUGUGGCAUAAAGCGCUGUCGCCGGACUGAAAUCGUAAAUCAGCGACAUGAACUGUGAAAAAACCAAAAAUUUAUCGGUCUGUCGGGAAAAUAAUGAGCAAAAAUUUGUCGCGGGAAAAUCAAAUUGUUGCUCGGCGACGCGAUUGGCGCAUCACGGCAAAACGAAAUAGAACAAAAAUGUUUCCCGCCCACUUUUGAGUUUCGUCCAAACGAAGUGUCACAACUGACAAAAGCAAUAAAAUAAUUUCGAGAAAAACAUUUUUCCAUCGAAACACCACACGAAAAAUUCUGUUGUGAUAUUUCGUGUGAAUUUGACCGAUUCUGGGUGUGCGAAGUGCCGAAACGAGGAGGGAGACUCCUUGGGUUGGCGUGCGCAGCAACACUACGCUCGUUAUUUUUCCGAUAGACUGAUACAGUGGCGUACCUGAUCCAAUGGCAAAAAACGUACGAUUUUGCACCCGCGGGCCCAUCCGCUAACUGAAACUUGGCUGAAAACGGUAGCUUGGAAAAUAUGCAAGGGCGCAGCUCGCAUCUCGUGGGCAGCUCGGAAAGCAAGCUUUCCCAGCUCCGCAGAGCUAACAAGGGAAUGGACUUUAUGUGUAAAUCGAUUUUGGCUUGGGACAUAGUCAGAUCGAAAGGUGUGUGGUAGUCGAUUAUUCACUUGGGGGGAAAUCUCUGCGUGGGGCUUCAAAGCCGAGAAAAUUGGCUUCAAAGUUUGGACGAAAAUCAAAGGAUAGGGAUCCCGGAAAAUGAGGAAUAAAAAGUGUGAAGCAGUGGCCGAGCGGUCAGUGCGCUCGCUUUUUGCGCAAAAGGUCGGAAGUUCGAAUCUGCUUCCAUUCAUAACUUUUUUAAACAAAAACUUCUAUUAAUUUUUUCCCCUGAACUGGAUCAUCGAUGCAAGAAGUAUAUUUUAAACGGAACCUUCCCAUUUUCAACGGCUUUGCACCUUCCUUUUACAGUUUUAGAGCGCAGAGCCCACCAUCAACCUGAUGUAUUCAAAAACAACUUUCCAUUAUGUUAACUUUUUUUUAUCUAUACCACUUUUUUAAAUGUAUAGCCGGAUUAGCACGAAGAAAGCAGAAGUAAAAACGAUAAUAAUGAUUUGGGCUUGGAAAGACUCGAACCUGCAACCUUUUGCGCAAAAAGCGAGCGCACUGACCACUCGGCCACUGCUUCACACUUUUUAUCGCGUCUUUUCCGGGGUCCUUAUCCUUCGAUUUUCGUCAAAACUUUGAAGCCGAUUUUCUCGGCUUUGAAGCCCCGCGCAGAGAUUUCCCCCCAAGUUAAUAAUAGACUACCAUACACCUUUCGAUCUGACUAUGUCCCAAGCCAAAAUCGAUUUACACAUAAAGUCCAUUCCCUUGUAAGUUUCAGCAUGUUUUCGAGCUGCGUCCAAAACACGAGCUGCCCUCAUGCAGGCUUUCCGACCUGCGCCCAUUUUGAGCCAACUUUCAGCCACGUUUCAGUCACCGUAUUCGCCUGUGGAGGUGUGAAAAACGCAGCAAAAUACCUCCCUCUUCGACGAAGAAUGCUCCAUUACAAUACGUCCAAUUUUAGGUGCAGGGGACCUGAUCCAGUGCAAAAAACGUACCAUUUUGCAUCCGGGAAUUAUCAAAAAAUGUGGCAAAAUACCUGCCCCUCCAAGUGAAAAAAACUCAAAUUUCAAAAGCGCCCCGCUCUUUUUUUGAGCAAAAGGGCGCGACCUUCAAUACGAGGUUUUUUCACUUCGAGAGGGAAGCAUUUUGCGACAUUUUUGAUACUUCUCGAAUGCAAAAUGGUACGUUUUUACCCUUAGGUCGGGUCCUUCACUGUAUUGCUUAACCGCAACUUUCAGCGUUGACUUCUACAUUGACGAUCAACUCAACUGGACCGCGGAUGCAAAGAAGGACCCAUUAGUUUUGAUUCCACUUAUUUCUGGGGACGAUGAAUUCGUUAAGAAGAGAAGAUACAGUUUCUUCCCUGCAAAUCCAGCUCAAUCGCCGGCACCCGUCCCAAUCCCUGCGCCAUUGAACUGCAGUUCUGGAUUUAACUUCAAUUUUGGAGCCUUUCUGGGGAAGUUCCCAAAGUUCUCGUUCGGAAAUUUCAGCUUCUUCAAUUUUUCGAGAUUCCCGUUUUUGAAGAUCGGCCCAAGGAAUAUGAAAGGAUUACAAGGCUUGAACGGGUUGGGCAAUCUGGCUAACCUCUCCAGUUUGGUUAAACAUUGA